AUGCCUCGUGAUGCCGGCCCCCGCAAGCCCACCCUCAAGCAGCUGGCGAAGCAGAAAGCGAAGGACAUCAAGACCCGGGAGCGCAACGAGGCGACGUUCGCAUCCGCCGUUCAGCACUCCAAAAGCACCAUACUCGACGUGGACAUGCGGUUCAUUCAAGACACGCUGACCCAGAACCCGACUUGGAUUUCUCCACUCGCUGGUCUGAUCCGCUCGGGCUCGUUGAAUGGUCUUCUGAAGGACGUUGCCAAGAAGGAGGAGACCGGUGGACUGAGAUGGAAGGGCAAGUGCACCAAAUGGGGCAGUUUGCCGCUUGAGAUGGCGAGCUUAAUGCUCAAGCAUUGCGGUGUGGAGCUCGCGGAGGACGUACAGAAGGACGAACCCGUCGUACGGACCCUCUUCGAGAUCCAGUUCUGGGCAGCCAAGUCGGCGUCCUUGCCAUCUCGUGCGGACAUUCGCUAUCAGUCCACGUUGGUCAAGUUAGCGAGGGCCCGCAUGGAGGACGUUGGUCGCAACUACAUAGCUGCGGUGAACUCGGCGGAGGCUAUCAGUGUUGACCGGGACAGGUACAACAUCUGGUCACUUAGAACAACACGUUGUACUGCCACGUCUUUGCCACACAAGAUGGACACCCUCGCCUCGUACCUCAGCCACGAGCUUCCUACUCUCCCGGACAACAAGACGUGGCAAUUGGACGCCAAGUGGACCUUCGACUUGUCGUCGGACGCAGACACCACGGCUGGCCUCGGCGACAAUGUGCCGCAGGGACCUCCAGCUUUUUUCAGCUCUGCGUCGGACAAGCGUCGGACAGUUGCAUUUUGCAUUCCCGGCGGGACACACGGAAGCCUCAAGGGCGAGAGCUACAAGUUCAAAGAGCCGCAGACCAAGGUAACGGAUGGACAUCGUUUUUGGCACAUGCGUUGGUUUGUGGACUUCCUCGGAGGACACGAGUCUCGAAAUUUCCUCGCAGGCAGUGUGUCGACGUUCAGGAACAAGCUCUUCACGAUUGCAUGGCCCUGCUGGACAGACACGGAGGACGCUCUGAAAAAAGAGAUCGAGUCGCACUUUCUCCAGAGUUCGUUCUCCCUCCUCAAGCAGCAGGAGCACGCUGCAAACGCCGAGAAGAAGGGCACCAAACGAAAGGCAUCCUCGCAGCAGAUGCAGGACGACAUGGAGGACGACAACGAGCAAGCGGACAAUGAGGAGCACACGGGUGACCAGAUGGAAGAGGUAGCAGCUGGACGAAGCACACGUUGUACAGAGUUUGCCACGUCGAGCUUUGCAACGAUUGUUCUUUUGCAUCAAUGGCACCAGGGUAUGCGCAAAGAUGCCAAAUGGAAGAAGCCGGCAGAGGAGGUAUCCAAGCUGGCCGGGGAGUUGCUUCAAGGCCUCGCUUCCUUGUUCCUGCAGACCCCGCAGGACUUCUCAUUCACGUGGGACGGAAACACUCUGGUGCUGCCGUUCAAAGGAGGUUCGCUGGACGUGGACGAGGUUGUACUGCAAAACAGUUUACUUGCUAAAGUACUACACCGCGAUCGUUCCCGAUUCAUGGACGUGCUGCAGGAUGUGAAUGUGGACUGCACCCGUCGGACAAUUGGAGACACUCGCAAGUCAUCUAGUUUGAGGACGAAGUACUACUUGUUGGCGGCUUUGGCACGUGCCAUGGAUUCGUCGGACGACACGCAUUCCUGCUGGACAUCUUUGAAUGUGAAGCAAGUGAUGACACUUACCUCCACAUUGCAAGGACAUGCGUUCACCGUGCAGGACAGCAGCGAACAGCAGGACGAACAAAAGAUCAAGAAGCACGCUUCUAUGGACGCACACAGGCUAGCACGCAUGGAGCGAUACGCCUAUGUCACGCAGGGCAAGUCAGAUUUCCUCUCGACGGACAUUUUGUGCGUGGUGGCAGAUGCAGUGCACGUGGGAAGUGACGAUUGGCUGAACAUCAUGGUGUACAACCACACGACGGACAAAGUUUGGGUCUGCCCGCCGCAGGUCCAGAAAUCGUCCGUCUUGUCGGCUGAGCAGUGGAAAGCUAUGUGGAACAAGGCUUCCAAGAAGUUCCUCGGGAUCGAGAAACCCGUUGGACCUGGUCAUGCGGAGGACCGGCUGGCCACACUGUCUUGGAUGCAGGACAUAAACCACGGCUUGCGACCCAUUGGCUGGACUUUUGGCUGCUGCCAGAGCACGCCGGCCGGCCCCGCGGAGGACGACACGAAGGCUAAACGUGCACCGAUCAUGAUUUUGUGCACCGACCAAGAAGCAACACAGCUGGCGGCUGUCUCCUGCUUGAGGAACAAAAAGAGCCUCUGGAUCGAACACGUCUCGGACCCCGCCCACAGGUCGCACAACGACGUGGCUUUGGCCUUGUCGGCCGCUGGACUCCUGAAGUUCUGCACAUGGUGCAUCUCGCUGUACAACAUCAGGUAUGGACCCUGGCAGAAGGGCUCGUGGGCGUUGAAGAUCCAGCAAGCCGCAAAUCGCAUGAAGGACAACAUGGACCCCUCGGACCCGAUAUUGCUCCUUUUCUUCCCGGACAUUCUGCUGGACGCCGGCCUCUCCCCCCUGGACGACAACACGGAGGAGAAACGCAGGUCGUUUUUGCAGACAUUACCCGACAUGGACUGCAUCCGCAUCAAGGGCACGAAGGCCAGCAAGAGUCGGUUCAAUUCCCUGACGACGGCCCACAGCGCGCUGGACAAAGAGUGGUCGGUCUUGGCUUUAGUUCUCACAGUGGUCUGCUUGGAGCACAACUGGGCAGUUUCCACUAAGGACCUCUUCUCGCAGGACAGCAACCAGGCCCGUGCCUCGGUUCCAUAUGGUGGAAGCAAGUCUUCUGCCAUACAGGAGGCCAAGCAAGGCAUGGACCAGGAGCGGAAGGGCAGCGCGAACAGUCUACACUUAAUGACGAAGUUCGUGAUCUCGCAGGACAACAAGACGACAGCCAGGAUGAUGUUCCAGGUCUUGCAACCCGAAGAGCUUCGUUGUUCGCUCAUGCUCAAGCAGCUGCGUUCCAAAGGCAUGACGAAGGACUACUACUCUGGCUGGGCACACUGGUCUUGGAUGAGCACUGCAAAGGACCACGUCAGGACUUUGUCGAAUUUGGAAGGGUUAUCUCGUGUCGGCCUCGACCUGACACUGGCACGCGCACAACCCCCGGAGGAGACAGAGCUUGUCUGGCAGGACUCGCUCGCAGGCCAAAUGACGCAGUUGACACUACAGAUCCUGCGGCUGCGGGCCGGGGCACAGCUGUACCAUACUGGAGGUUUCGGUGCGACCGCAGGACUAGUCCAUGCUGAAGAGCAGUUCCGUCGGGCAAGCUUGGAUUUUUUCAAAGAGAUGCAGUCUUGUAUCCAGGACACGCAGAGUGGUGGUUCUCGUAUGGCAAAAAAAUUGCUCGAAGGUCAUUUCUCCCAAGGGCCGAUUAGUCGGUACAUCCUCGCCGAUCUUUGCACUACCCGGUUUCAGAGCCUUACGGAGGACGUUGCACACGUAUUGACCAGCAUUUGGUCGGGCCUCUUGAACACGAAGAUCAUCGAAGACUGUAAUAAAGUCGAGCGCGAGGCCGAGCAACGACAUUCGUCUUCGAAGGACUUGGGUCGUUUGGACGGAUGGAAGGCUGUGACCCAACAGGCCGUGGUCAAGAUGUACGAGAGGGUGGAGGCAGUGUCAACGGAGCUCUACCACACGCCGGCAGCGUUUGACGUGGCCAAACUUUUCUGCAAAGACACCGAGAAGAAGAAGAUUCAAGCAGUUCGUCGUCGUUCCGAUUCGUCGGUCAGCACGCAGGGCAGUGCCUCGGAGGUGCAGGAAGCACAGCUUCUUGCAGACGUGACGAAGACGAGGGACUGGGUCUCCCACAACCACGCCGAGGAACAGGAGGUUUUGGCUGCCUUCAGUUUACUGAUGAAGGCGUGGAGGGCCAAGCGAUGGUCGCUUUGUGAAGAAGGUUGGUGCUCUGGACUUUUGCCCGAAGGACAUGUUGUACUGGCAGGUGCAGACCCGUUGUUCAUCGUUCGGACAUACCGUUUGGCUGCACUCGCAUGGCCCGGCAAGAUCGUUAAGGACAAGGACCAUGAGUUUUUCGAAUUCAACAUGGGCGUUCGGUCUCUCUUUUGGAUGCACAGCACAUCUUUGGACUUGGAAGUGUUGCGGCUGCGAGUUGUUUCACCUCUGCGUGCCUCGGCUGCAGUACAGUUGAACAUUGUCAGCCCGACACGGACAUUCUCUAAAUAUAUAUUCGUCCUAUAA
Symbiodinium sp. CCMP2592 is the source of this 4251-nucleotide messenger RNA. The record is from the annotation of a GenBank genome assembly. NCBI's taxonomy places the organism in Eukaryota, Dinophyceae, Suessiales, Symbiodiniaceae.